UCUGGAUGUGGGAGAUCAGCUAAUUCAUCACUGUGUGUUGGGACACGAUGAUGAUAGGCCUGCGGUUUGCUGAGUUUCAAGUGGCCGCAGAAAAACCUUCAGCUGAGACAUGCAUCCAAUGAGCGCGUCCAAAGACGGCCCCCCUCCAAAAGAGAGAUUGAGUUUCCAUAUUUUUUACACAUGACGAAAAUGCAUUAAGUCCACACAAGGCAGCAGUCGACUGAGCUCACACAGGUGGAGGAUGGGAUUGGGUCAUGACCAGGAGGAGUUUGCUCUGAGUGGACUUGUACGACCUGCAUUGUUGUAGAAUCCUUCGCGCAGGAUUAUGCUCUUCAUCCUGAUCUGGUGCUGACACCGCAUCCACUGAGCUUGCAGAUUCAACAUCAUUUUGUUUUCUCUGUUGGUCAUUGCAUUCUUUACUGAAUGCAAGCAUCGUCAUGUUUAUCAGAACAACUUUUCUCCUCUCCUUUGUGGUCUCACUCUCAAACCCUGUUCGUUGCAUGGAAAGUGAACUUUGCUUCCCAGUUAGAUUGGAUAACCACAACAAUGACAGGAGGGAUUUUGACAACAACGUGGAUAUCCCCAAUGGGAAAUGUGUCCUAAAGAUACGAGCUUUCCAGCAGGAAUUGGUGAUCGAUUUACAUCAAGACUCUAAUUUCAUUGCUCCUUCCAUUUCUAACCAAGACGCAUUCUGGCUCUCCAACUCCGAUGUCACCACAGACCUGAGCCGGUGUUUUUACUCCGGAUACGUGAAUGCUGACCGCUAUUCUUAUGCUGCUCUGAGCCUCUGUAAAGGUUUACACGGAGCAUUUGGCUUCCAAGGAUGGGAAUAUUUUAUCAGCCCGGUGCAAAAUGACACCAGAAGCGCAGAAAGUGCUCACAUCAUACGGCGCAGAGCCAGCAACGACCUGAAGCUCAACUCAACCUCUAGGUGCGCAGUGGACAGCGACAUAAGUCUCCAAAUUGCGCAAUCGUUGGAGAAAUACAAGCGACUAGAAGAUUACAGCAAUGUGACUGAGACGAUGCUGAGGAGGAUGGGGAGAGCCAAAAGGUUCGCUUCAGUCCCCAGGUACGUGGAGACGCUCGUGGUGGCGGACGAGUCCAUGGCGCAGUUCCAUGGAGAUGACCUAAAACACUACCUCUUGACGCUGAUGUCAGUGGCAGCGCGACUCUACAAGCACCCCAGUAUUCUUAACUCCAUCAGCAUAGUGGUUGUGAAGAUCGCGAUUAUAUCCGAAGAGGACAAAGGACCCAAGGUGUCUGGGAACGCAGCCAUGACGCUGCGAAACUUUUGCACCUGGCAAAAAAAGAUGAACAAAAACAGCGACAAGCAUCAGGAUUACUGGGACACAGCAAUCCUCUUCACUAGACAGGACCUGUGUGGAGCUUCCACCUGUGACACGCUUGGCAUGGCAGACGUUGGCACCAUGUGCGACCCGAAAAGGAGCUGCUCUGUGAUCGAAGACGACGGCCUGCCCUCAGCUUUCACCACCGCCCAUGAGCUUGGACACGUGUUCAACAUGCCACAUGACAACGUGAAGGCCUGUGAGGAUGUGUUUGGGAAAAUGCAGGACAACCAUAUGAUGUCUCCCACGCUUAUUCAGAUCAACCGCACCAGCCCGUGGUCCCCCUGCAGUGCUGCCAUCAUCACUGAAUUUCUGGACAGUGGGCACGGGGAGUGUUUGCUCGACCAGCCUCCGAAACCGCUGGUCCUCCCUGACUUGCUGCCAGGAUCAUCCUACAUCCUGGAACGACAGUGUGAGCUCGCGUUCGGAGAAGGCUCCAAACCCUGUCCCUUCAUGCAACCACCAUGCGGUCGCCUCUGGUGCACAGGAAAAUCCAACGGCCACUUGGUGUGUAUGACUCGGCACUUCCCCUGGGCAGAUGGCACCCACUGUGGGGAUGGACAGGUGUGCGACCGAGGUGUAUGCUCUGACAAACAGGUCCAAAAUGUGAAGGUGGACGGCCGCUGGGGUAAGUGGGGCACAUUCGGUUCCUGCUCGCGCACAUGUGGAGGCGGCGUUCAACUGUCUAAAAGGGAAUGUAACAACCCAGUUCCGUCAAAUGGGGGUAAAUACUGCCAAGGGGUUCGGGUCAAAUACCGCUCCUGCAACCUGAACCGCUGCCCUGACACAGGUAAGACUUAUCGUGAAGAGCAGUGUGAGACCAGUGGCCGCAGUUUCAACAGUAACCGUAUCGCCCCCUCUGUGGUCUGGGUACCAAAGUACUCUGGGGUGUCCACGGAUGACAGGUGUAAACUCAUCUGCAGGGCUAAUGGCACCGGUUACUUCUACGUCCUGGCACCCAAGGUUGUUGAUGGGACUCCAUGCUCCCCAGACUCCACGGGAAUAUGUGUCCAAGGAAAGUGCAUCAAGGCUGGCUGUGAUGGAAAAAUUGGCUCCAACAAGAAGUUUGAUAAGUGUGGAAUCUGCGGCGGUGAUAACAAGGGCUGCAAGAAGGUGUCAGGACUCUUCACAAAGCCUGUGCACGGCUACAACUUUGUGGUCAUGUUGCCAGUGGGUGCAGCCAACGUAGACAUCCGUCAGCGAGGCUACAAAGGAAUGAUGAGCGAUGACAACUAUCUGGCGGUGAAGAACAGCGAAGGCUAUUACCUGCUCAAUGGGAACUACGUUGUAUCCGCUGGGGAGAGGGACAUCAUUGUAAAGAGCAGCCUGCUGCGCUACAGCGGCACAGCUGGCCUCUCUGAGACCCUGCAGGCUGUCAAGCCUCUGGGAGAAGCCCUGACUGUGGAGGUGCUGUGUGCAGGCAAGAUGACACCUCCUCGAAUCCGCUACUCCUUCUACCUCGCCCGUCAGACCAAGGAGGACAAGACUCUGAAGAAGGAGGGGCGUAUAAACUCCCACAACAGUGUCCUGGCUGAGGAUAGUGUCAAGGAGCAGGGAGGAGACACUCUGAAGAAGUCUUAUAGUAAGGAGGACCCUGCUCUUGGGAAAUGGAUAUCCUCAGCCUGGGACAAGUGCUCAGUGACCUGCGGCAGUGGUAUCCAGAGGAGGAUGGUGCAGUGUCUGAGACUGGACGGGAUGCCGGGGUUGGACUGCGAUUCUUCACAAAGACCCUCAGCCACUAGAGUUUGUGGAGAUCCAUGUCCUGAAUGGCUUAUUGGGCAGUGGUCACCUUGCUCCAGAACCUGUGGGAAGGGCUUCAAGAGACGACCAUUGCACUGCAGAACCCAAGUUGGGCAUUUGCUCCCCAGGGACCACUGCACUGGCUUACGCAAACCACAGGAGCUGGACUUCUGUAACCUAAGGUCUUGCUAGUGACAAAAACCAAUAAACUACAAAUGUUGGUCUGAGUCGAAUCCAGCUGCAAGUAUUACACACAAACACCAUGUCUGUCAGGUGCAGAUUUUUCCGCCUGCCACAUGGGACUGUUAGAGGAGGACGGACACUUGCUUGGAAGUUCAAUGAGAAUAUUGGAAGCAGAGUGAAAGCCGCAGGAUGAAUGCUGGAAGAUAUUUUUCACUGCCACCACUCUGACUUCAUAGUACAUUAUUCAGGUCUAACUCAGAUGGCAAAUAACAUAACAUAGGGUCAAAUAAGAUUUAGCCCAAUCCCUUGUACUGUUAUCAGAUACAGAAUGCCCAUUUGCAAGUAAUCAAUCUAAUUUACCUUAUGAGUCUGGAUCCUAUUUUAUGCCAUAAUAUUUUGACGGUGCAGGUUUCAAAAUUUUGGUUGGAUCUUGCAAAUAGAUCAGUGAAGCCUGCUGAUUUUCCAAAAACAAUAGUCCUUUCAUUCCUUUUUUCAAAAAGUAAAUGUAGCAGGAUUGACACGUACUAUAACUUUCCACCAACUGGACUAAAACGUAAUGCCCGUGUGCUGCACAACACUCUAUACAGAGAAGGACAUUUGGCGCUUCACUAGCCAAGUUUUUUUUAAUUUUUUUUUUAUUUCAGGGACCUAUUUAAAUCUUGGACUCGUAUCAGAAAUAUAACAGAUUUACAGUAGUAUACUAGUUUCAACAUAUUUGGUAUGUUGUUGCUGCGUUAUUUAUCUAAUCAAAAUAUAUAUUUUUAAAUCUGUAGGAUAACAGCUGUAGCAAUCCGAGUUAGAUGGAACAAAUUAUAGAUUUCUACAAUAACAACCACUUUAUCAUUUUUUUUUACUCCUAGAACUUUCACAAACAACAAACAAUAAGGAUGGAGCCAGCAUUUUACAUCUCCACAGAGCCCUCCUUCAAAACUAGGAAGAAAUCUCCUGCCUUAUAGACAUUGAUUUUCUGCAGACCUUGCUCAGCACCAGUCACGGAAACAGUUUAAACUAGAAAUCUGAGGUCACACUGGUGGCUUUCAUAACAGAUCAAACCAAACAGUGCAGUACAGGCAACAAUGACCAGCGGUUUGCUCCCUGUCAGCUGGUGUAGCCGCUAGCUCAGUGAUUUCAUCGGGCUGCACCCAACAUUGCACUGCUCAUCGGAGAUAUGGCCUUAGCCUGAUAUCUCACAUAUACACACACUCAUGUGCACAGACACACAGAGAAACACAUACACACAAAUACUGCAUUCAAUUCCUGCCUUCUGUGUUCGAAAUGUUUGAUUGCUUCCUUCAUUCGACCACAUCAGUUGUCUCCUCAGUUCAUAGUGUUCAGCCAGUUGUGAAGCCUGUUAUGUCAUGCCUGUCUGGCACAGUUUCCACAGAUAAUUUAUUAUCAAUGAAACAAUAAAGCAGAGAGGAGAAGAAAAACUGGCAAGCCCUCUGUUAUACUGUACAGAAUACGUGUUUGCCUGGAUCUCCUUGUUCAUGGCCCCACAGCCUGAGCCAAGAUGUUCUCUCUACACACUCGAUGAAAUCCUGUAAUCCAUUUAUAUUCUUGUUUUGUUUCUUAUGGGGCCACAUUGUCCAGUCUAACACCUAACUGCAGGAUGGAUCCUCCGUUAGUUGGAUUACUAUUUUUAUUUUUUUAUUUUUUUUAUCAGCUUUUGCACUUUGUACAGCAAAAGAAACCAAUGACCUACAUGGGCUGUACUGUAUACUAUGUAUACAUUUAUUCAGCUCUUCGCAAAAAAUUAUGUACAUACUUUUUUAAUCUUUUUUUUUUUUUUUUUACACAGACAUUUGUAAUUGUCUUUGACUUCUGAAUAUUUAUUCCAAAAAUAAAGCCAUCAAUGAACA
Messenger RNA from Seriola aureovittata, 5128 nucleotides. It is a transcript of the gene adamts15a, whose product is annotated as ADAM metallopeptidase with thrombospondin type 1 motif, 15a. The coding region runs from base 438 to 3278 and encodes 946 amino acids. The record is from RefSeq and is a predicted model, not a curated record. Gene Ontology annotation, biological process: extracellular matrix organization; proteolysis. Gene Ontology annotation, molecular function: metalloendopeptidase activity; zinc ion binding. NCBI's taxonomy places the organism in Eukaryota, Metazoa, Chordata, Actinopteri, Carangiformes, Carangidae. The transcript is spliced from 8 exons.